Motacilla alba alba is the source of this 6918-nucleotide messenger RNA. RefSeq names its product dishevelled segment polarity protein 1 (gene DVL1). Gene Ontology annotation, cellular component: cytosol. Gene Ontology annotation, molecular function: frizzled binding. The record is from RefSeq and is a predicted model, not a curated record. Gene Ontology annotation, biological process: intracellular signal transduction; canonical Wnt signaling pathway. NCBI's taxonomy places the organism in Eukaryota, Metazoa, Chordata, Aves, Passeriformes, Motacillidae. The transcript has 15 exons. Bases 224 to 2317 code for a protein of 697 amino acids.
CCCCCGGCCCGGGCAGCGCGGCGGCGGCGGCGGCGCAGCGAGGCCGGCGGGGCGGCCGGAGGAUGCGGGCGGGGCGGGCGCGCUGCCGUUCCCGGGUCGGGCAGCUAGAGAGCAGUGCAGGGAGCGCCAGCCCGAGCCCUGCGCUCCCUUCCUGUGGGCAAGGCCGACAGCGGAGCCGAGCGCCGGCCGAGGCCCGGCCCGGCCGCCCCCGCUCCGCUCGCCCAUGGCGGAGACCAAGAUCAUCUACCACAUCGACGAGGAGGAGACGCCGUACCUGGUGAAGCUGCCCGUGCCGCCGGAGAAAGUCACGCUGGCCGAUUUCAAAAAUGUCCUCAGCAACCGGCCCGUGCACAGCUACAAGUUCUUCUUCAAGUCCAUGGACCAGGAUUUCGGGGUGGUGAAGGAAGAGAUCUCGGAUGACAAUGCAAAGCUCCCUUGCUUCAACGGAAGAGUGGUGUCCUGGCUGGUCCUGGCUGAGAGCUCCCACUCUGACACGGGCUCCCAGUGCACCGAGAGCCACGUGGAGCUCCCCCCAGCCCUGGAGAGGACAGGAGGCAUCGGAGACUCCCGGCCCCCCUCGUUCCACCCCAACGCUGCCAGCAGCAGGGAUGGCCUGGACAACGAGACCGGCACCGAGUCCGUGCUCAGCCACCGGCGCGAGCGGCACCGGCGCAGGAACCGCGAGGGCCACGAGGACGCCCCCAGGAUCAACGGGCACCCCAAGGACAGGCACCGGGAGCACCCCCCGGGCUACGACAGCUCCUCCACCAUGCUGAGCAGCGAGCUGGAGUCCAGCAGCUUCAUCGACUCUGAGGAGGAUGACAACACCAGCAGGCUGAGCAGCUCCACGGAGCAGAGCACCUCGUCCCGCCUCAUCCGCAAGCACAAGCGCCGGCGGAGGAAACAGAGGAUGCGGCAGAUCGACAGGUCGUCCUCGUUCAGCAGCAUCACUGACUCCACCAUGUCCCUAAACAUCAUCACUGUCACACUCAACAUGGAAAAGUACAACUUCCUGGGAAUCAGCAUUGUGGGGCAGAGCAAUGACCGGGGCGACGGUGGCAUCUACAUCGGCUCCAUCAUGAAGGGAGGGGCGGUGGCAGCGGACGGGCGCAUCGAGCCGGGGGACAUGCUGCUGCAGGUGAACGAUGUCAAUUUUGAGAACAUGAGCAAUGACGAUGCCGUUCGGGUUCUGCGGGAAAUCGUCUCCAAGCCAGGACCUAUCAGCCUAACAGUAGCCAAAUGCUGGGACCCUACUCCCAGGAGUUAUUUUACCAUCCCCAGGGCUGAGCCGGUGCGGCCGAUCGACCCCGCGGCGUGGAUCUCUCAUACCACGGCCAUGACGGGAGCGUACCCCCGUUACGGUAUGAGCCCCUCCAUGAGCAUCACCACAUCUACCAGCUCCUCACUAACAAGCUCAAUUCCCGAGUCGGAAAAGCUGGAAGAAUGUCCCCUGACUGUGAAGAGUGACAUGGCCACCAUUGUCAAGGUCAUGCAGCUGCCAGACUCAGGCCUCGAAAUUCGGGACAGGAUGUGGCUGAAAAUCACCAUCUCCAACGCAGUGAUCGGAGCAGAUGUGGUGGACUGGCUUUACACACACGUGGAAGGCUUCAAGGACCGCCGGGAGGCCAGGAAAUACGCCAGCAGCAUGCUGAAACACGGCUACCUCAGGCACACUGUGAACAAAAUCACCUUCUCAGAGCAGUGCUACUACGUCUUCGGAGACCUCUGUGGCAAUCUGGCUGCACUGAACCUCAACAACGGUUCCAGCGGCGCCUCGGACCAGGACACCCUGGCUCCACUCCCACACCCUGCUGCUCCCUGGCCCUUGGGCCAAGGAUAUCCCUACCAGUACCCUCUGCCCCCUCCUUGUUUCCCACCAGCCUACCAAGACCCGGGCUUUAGCUAUGGCAGCGGCAGUGCAGGCAGCCAGCAGAGUGAAGGGAGCAAAAGCAGCGGCUCCAACCGGAGCACCAGCGAGACCAGCAGGAGAGGAGCGGGCAGGGAGAAGGAGCGCAAGUCCGGGGGCAGCGGCAGCGAGUCGGAGCCCGGCGCUCGCCGCGAGCGGCCGCUCAGCCAGCUCAGCCAGCGCUCCGCCAGCGACAGGAGCCACCAGAGCCACCACUCCUACGGGCCCCCGGGGGUGCCACCCUUGUACAGCCUGCCCAAACUGGGCUCCAAGGUGCUGGGCAGCAGCGGCCCGCCCGGAGGGCCGCCGGUGCGCGAGCUGAGCGCCGUGCCGCCCGAGCUCACCGGGAGCCGCCAGUCCUUCCAGAAGGCCAUGGGCAACCCUUGCGAGUUCUUCGUGGACAUCAUGUGAGAGAGGAAGUGCCUUCAAAAGACUCCGCACAGGGUUUUUGGGGUUUUUGUUUUGGGGGGGGGUGGGUGGGUUGUGGGAUGCUCGGUUGGAAGAGGCUUGGCUGUCUUGCAUGUCACACCUUCCCGUUCGCGAGUGCGUCGCAGAAAAGAACAAAAAAAAAAAAUCGACAAAACUGAACAGAAAAAAAGAAAAAAAAAAUACAAACCUCCCUCCUCCCACCUAGAAAAACGAACAAGAGAAUCUCCCGGGAUUGUUAAAUAUCAGCAAAUCGACGGCAUCUUUUCGUUACCUUUAUUUUUCCUCCCCUCCCCGUCUCGUUUUGGAUCGUGAAUGGCUGGUGUAUAUUCACAUCUUAAUGAGCUUUGGUCAUUGUGGCACCUACUUCAGUGGAAUUAGUGUCUCUUUCUGGGCUGGUCGGAGGACUGGUAUUUCACGUGACUUCUAAAUUCCUGACAAUGCAUAGGAGCACUUUGAUUUUUUAUUUUUUUUCCCUGCUUUUUCUCUUGCAAGGACAAAAGGACUGCUGGCUGGUAUCUGGGAUACUGCCUUGGAAUGCUGGUUCUUGGAUGCACCCAUAGCUCUGAGCAGACAUGGCACCCACAAGGGCUUGGAAAGGAGCAGGAUCCAACCGAUUCCUAGAGGAAAACAAACUUGGGGCUGCUUUCUGCUGACCAGGCAGUAUAAAUCAAUUUUUCUUGAGUUCUUUAAGGGUUUUUUUUUGAAGAUAUUCUAUCAAGGGAGUGCUGGAGUCUUGCUACUGUGUGUGUUUACUGUGCAGAACUUGUAAAGUUGUUUCCUUCAGGUAUUUCCUUAUUUCCCAAGAGUGAUUUUCCAGCUGCACUCGGUUCCUGGGCGUUUCAGCCACAUCUGCUGCCAGGUGUGGUGUGGCUGUUCCCUCUGGAUGUGCACUUGCUUGCAGGUUGGAAGAGUUAUUCCCACAGAAAUAGGAAAAUUGCUGCAGUUCUGCCAGCUUUGCCCUUCUGAAGGUGCUGUUUAUCCCAUUCCAGCAGAGAAACCCUGGCUCCCGUGGGACGUGGCUCUUCUUUGUGAUCCCUCCUUCCUUUCCGAGCACAAUCUUUCUCUUUUCUGUUAAAACAGAGACCUGGAGAUGUCUGACCCCCCUGGGAGCAUUUCUGAGCACAGCGGGCAGAGAGGUGUGAGGGUGUCUGAGAACAGACCAGAAAUGGUACAGAAAGAAAUCCGUACCCCUGACACAGCAUGAGAGCCACCCUGGAGCUCCCUAAAAAUAAAUCCCUACCCCUGACACGUCAUGAGAGCCACCCUGGAGCUCCCCAAAAAGAAAUCCUUACAUUUGACACUGAGUGAGAGCCACCCUGGAGCUCCCCAAAAAGAAAUCCUUACCCUGACACGGAGUUAGACCCACCCUGGAGCUCCCCAAAAGAAAUCCUUACCCUGACUCUGAGUUAGAGCCACCCUGGAGCUCUCCAAAAAGAAAUCCUUACCCCUGAUAAGAAGUUGGACCCACCCUGGAGCUCCCCAAAAAGAAAUCCUUACCCUGACUCGUCCUCCUGCUGAGCAGCUCUGCUGUUGAACAUCCCCAGGACUGAGUUUCUGGCUGUUUCCUGCUCUGAGGCUGUGACAGUAAAUUCAGGCAGCUUCAGGGAUGUUUCAGAAGCUUUUUUGAGGCCCGGUGAGCACAGCCGUGCUCUCGUGUGGCUCCUUUCAGGAGGUGCAGCCCCUCUGGUGUGUGACCAUGGGGCCAUUCCUCAGCUCAGUUCUCUCUUGUGAGAUCCCUGCUGCUGGCAGGAUUUGGAGCAGGUGCUUUGAAAUCAGUUUUUACUGUAAAUAAGCAUUUUCUCCACUGGUAAGGAGCUGCUUUUUGGUCUGUUCUGCGCUUGUUGGGUAAAUAGCCAAGGUGGAUGUGAGGAGAGAACAUCUUUGUCUCUGUACACACGCAGUUCAUUUGUCACCCUGAAAAAUGACCCUUCCAAAUCUCCUUUUAGUUCUGAUUUUUCACUUCUUUCCUUUUUCCCACCUCCCUCUGUCAGAGACUCCAGGGGUUGGUGGGAAUGGGAGACUCGAUUUCUCCUUCCACAGGGAGCCAGGAAUCAGGGAAGCUCUCUCUCAGCCCAUUUCUGGGCUUCUGAAUUCAUUUUCUUUACAAAAACCUCCCCAAAAAAAGCUGCCCGAGGCUUUUGAAAGCAGAGCUUUCAUCACCACCCAUGGAUGGCUCCUCCAAAAGAGGCCCUGCCCAAACCUUGACUGUACAACAGGACUUCUCUUUCCCUUCCCUCCUCCUCCCAGAUGCAAACCCGACUUGGUAAAUUAUUCUGAAGGAUUGACGCUUAAAUAAAUUAUUCUGAAAAUAAUGACACUUAAAUCAGGGUAAAAGCGUGGUGGAAAUCUGCUCUGUCUCCAGGAGACACUGCUGAGCAGUCUGUGACUUUACUGACAAUCACUUGAAACUCAUUGAGAUUUUUCUGGCAUUUUAUAAAUUACCAUUCCUCUGGCCCUGUUUGUUUUAAGGCAGAACUCAGAGGGCUGGAGGAAAAAAACCCCAAUAAUCUCCUUUUAAUACUUCCAAAAAAAAGGAUUGAAGCUGGGGAGCUGAGCUUUUCACCCGUGUUUAAUUUCCAGGAGCUGCAGUUUUCACACCUGCCGGGGCUUCGCUUUUGUCUCGUGGUUUUGCUGUUGGCAGAAGCUGUUCUGUGUCUCGCUGCUCUUUGCUGCUAUGUUGAAAAAUGACUUUUUUUUCUAAACGUGUGUGCUCGUGGGUCACCCUGGGAUGAAGCUGCGAGUCCCCAGCAGGUGUGGGAAUUGUUUUUUCUGAGGAAAUCGGGCAGGGAAGGAGCUCUGGGGUUGUUCCACAGGCGGAUCCUGCAGAGAGAGCAGGAGGGAGCAGUGCCCCUCUUGAACAGUGCAAUAUUCAGCAGUGACACAAAAAUCUGCAUUUUUUUUUCCCCCCUGUGAACAGGCUGGGCUGAAGGUCAGCUCCGAAUCUUUGCCAGAUCUGUUUCCUCAAGGGAACCAAAAGGAGAUUUCCCAAAUCCCACCCCUGGCCUUCCCAUCCUUUGUGUCUGUCCUGAUGGGCACAGCAUUCCCUGCAGGAACCUGUGCCAGCUGUGCCAGGGGAGCUGCUCGCAGGGGGGAUUGUGCCAGGGGGAAGGAGAUUUGGAGGCUGGGGUGCUGCUGGGCACAGCAUUCCCUGCAGGAACCUGUGCCAGCCGUGCCAGGGGAGCUGCCCGCAGGGGGAUUGUGCCAGGGGGAAGGAGAUUUGGAGGCUGGGGUGCUGGGCACAGCAUUCCCUGCAGGAACCUGUGCCAGCCGUGCCAGGGGAGCUGCCCGCAGGGGGAAUUGUGCCAAGGGGAAGGAGAUUUGGAGCUGGGGUGCUGCUGGGCACAGCAUUCCCUGCAGGAAGCUGUGCCAGCUGUGCCAGGGGAGCUGCCCCCAGGGGGAAUUGUGCCAGGGGGAAGGAGAUUUGGAGGCUGGAGUGCUGCUGGGCACAGCAUUCCCUGCAGGAACCUGUGCCAGCUGUGCCAGGGGAGCUGCCCACAGGGGGAAUUGUGCCAGGGGGAAGGAGAUUUGGAGCUGGAGUGCUGCUGGGCACAGCAUUCCCUGCAGGAACCUGUGCCAGCCGUGCCAGGGGAGCUGCCCCCAGAGGGAACUGUGCCAGGGGGAAGGAGAUUUGGAGGCUGGGGUGCUGCAGAGCCAGCAUUCCCUACCCUGCAGGGCCCGCAGGGGCAUUUUGAUGGAGCGGCUCCAGGGCCUGGGGACACCCCCAGGGCAGGAGCCUGAAGGAAUUCCUCAGUUUGCUUUUGGAACUCCAGGAGUUUUCGUUCUGCAGCUGAGCUCAGUGCUCGCCCUCCCUGCAGCAGGGAUGUCUGGGGGCCCCUGGAGAAGGUGAGGAAGCACUUUGGGGUGGCAUCUCCCUCCCCCAGAGGCAGGAUCUGCAGGGGGUGUCUCCACCCACCGUUUGACCCCCGGAGAGGAAAUUUUUUGGCAAAUAGUCUUGAAAGCACGCUGGUGUCCUUUGCCUCCUGUUAAAGAACCUGCUUUUCCAAGGAAUCAGUGCCCUGGACACUUUAUCCAAAGGUUUUCUUGGAUGGCAAGCAGUGAUGCACAGCUGUUGACUUCUGCUAGGAUUUUUGUUCUCUCUGAUUUUCGUUCUCUCCCCUCCUGAGACUUGACAGCUCGUGGGUUGAUGUAAUUUUUUGUUUUGGUUUUUUUUUGUUGUUUUUUUUUUUUUUUUUUUUUUUUUUGUUUGAUUUUUUUUUGUUUUGGUUUUCUUUUGGUUUUUUUGUUUUCCAUUUAACUGGAUUGUAAUGAGAUUGACUUAAAAUUAUUAAUUCUAAUCAGUGAUUAGAAAUACAUGUAAAGAAUUUUAUGUACAGUAGAGGAACAAAGUUACAUGAUUUUAAAUAAUGAAAAACCCAGACUAUCACCUAUCCUAGAACUGGUUCUACUCCAAGAGUGACCUCUUAUUAGCAUGGACUGCACUGUUCAUUUAAAUGUCUAUUGCAUAAUUGAAUUCUUUUUUGUAGAUAUUGUAUUAAAACCCAAGUGUCUGUAUAGUUAAUAUAUAGCUGCUUAUGUGUAAAUGCUAUUUUAAACACUAAAAAGCUUUUAAUUUUAUGUGAUAA